ACCGGCGUGAUAACUUAAUCUAUCGGGAUUAGAAAAAAAAAUCUCAAUUGAAAGGGAAUUCGAGUUUUGCUGGCAGUUUGAAAUUGAAACUUUUUGGGGGUGGAGGAAGGAUUUGCCGAGGAUCUUCCGGAGUUUCGCACGUGUCCAAGGAUUUAUCGGUUCCCAGGCGAUUUCGAAUUCUCUGUCGGAGAUAAAGUAAUGAUGAAGUACUACGGGGUCACGGUGAUCGCUCUCUUCUUCGUCUUCGGAGUGGCUGUCAGCACAGAGAACUAUAUGGAUUACAUAGCCGACGAAAAUGCAGAUCGAGACCUCGAGGGUCUCCGUGAAUUCUACAGAUUCCUUCUGCGUCGUAAUUCAAUGGACAACAGUUAUCCAUCUGGAUCGAACAUCGGAAGCUCUAAUCUCGUUGGUAUACCCUACGAACACCUCAUGAUCCGAAAAUCUCAGCGCUCACCCUCGCUGCGUCUUCGCUUUGGCCGUUCCGGGCCAGCGAUGCCACCGGAUGGAAUGAUGACGAGAUUGGGCUCAAGUUCAUCGGGAACUGAAGAAAAUUAAACAUCACACUUGAAUGGUAUCGUGGCACGCUUUUUUCAACAAUAAAAAAAAGAAAAAAACUGAAAGAAAAAUAAAUUGAAUUAAUUUUCGUAUCUUGGAAUGCGAGAGCCGUUUUCUGUAACACAUAUAUCUGUGUAUAAACAUGAGAUCUAGUGGAAAUGUAUUCAGUAGAAAAGCGAUAGAAUGGUUUAAGUCGAUUUUGAGCAUUGGCCGGUUUUCAAUGAAUAUCUCGGAAUAUGAGGGGGGUAGCAAAAUUUUUGU
Messenger RNA from Diachasma alloeum, 816 nucleotides. Its product is annotated as short neuropeptide F. The transcript has 4 exons. Bases 199 to 555 code for a protein of 118 amino acids. Lineage: Eukaryota; Metazoa; Arthropoda; Insecta; Hymenoptera; Braconidae. The record is from RefSeq and is a predicted model, not a curated record.